Molecule: messenger RNA, 2741 nt
Organism: Spodoptera littoralis (African cotton leafworm)
Lineage: Eukaryota; Metazoa; Arthropoda; Insecta; Lepidoptera; Noctuidae
Source: the annotation of a GenBank genome assembly
CCCUUAUGUCUAUUGUUACAGGAGACAUCGAGGACUGCAUAGUGACGCCUGCGUACCAAGGCCAGUUCACUCCACUGCCAGAAGCUCUGUGUGACUGCAUCAUGGACCUGACGUCACAGGGACAAUCAGCAACGUUGGAAAGUAUACGAACAUCGCUAUCAGCAAAGUUCCCAUCGAUGCAAACACCAUCACAGGAGGUUGUGUACGAUACGCUGGCUCAGCUGAUGCAGGAGAGGAAAAUAUACCAAACAUCGAGGGGCUUCUUUAUAGUCACGCCUGAACGCCGUCGCUCCCGAUCCAGAUCAUCUUCUCGUCACCACGCAAACAGCAUCGAGGAUGACUGUCCUUCACCCCGUACUAUACUGAUGUCGGACCAAGAGGCAUUACACCAACUUUAUGGAGAAAUCACGACCCUGCGAGAUGGAGCGGUGACGCACCAAUGUGUGCAGACCAACCUGGCUGAUGUCAUCUGUGGUGGCAAUCCCAACGACAAAAUCCUGUACGGUCGUCCAAACAAGAGACGGAGUGCGUCAUUCCCUGCUCCUCGGUCCUUAGACCGGCGGAACUCGUUGCGGAUCUUCGGCUCCUCCAGCAAGUACCUGCAGAGGUGUGCCUCAACCAGAAGCCUUCAUCACAAGAACGCCAACACCACCGACAGCUCGUCGUCCACCGAUUACCCGCCGAGCGUCGAAUCUGCGUCACCUAAGAAAGUGUCCCUGCUGUCCCGCUUAUUCAGACGAAGCGGCCGCAGCAAGCAGACGCGCGCGAUGAGCACCUUCUCUGCGCAGUUCCCGCCUACGGAGUGGUUCAACUCCAAGGCGGUGCACCUACACUGCGUCGCCACACAGACCAACUCAAAGGAGUCAUUGCAGAGUCAAACAUCUUUCGUCUCAUCAUACUACGACGGUUCAGAGAUCAGUAAUCGGUCGUCGACACUGCCAAGGCGGCACAAGCGCCACCUCUCCACGGAGUCGGGACUGGCGGGCUCUCACUACGAUCACUCGCCCGUCAGGCACUCCAGCCCCAGCUCUGGCAGCUUACCACGCUCCACUCUAAGUAGGAGUUCCACCAAUAAAACCAUCCUCGAUCACUUCGGAUCACCACAAAGAAAUAGCGAUCCCAAACUAAGAGACAGUCCAAGCGGAAGCCUCAGGAGGGUGGAUUACUCCAAUUCAGACCACAUCAUGUCAACUAGUGGUCCUUCCAGUUUAGAAAGUACUACCACACACCCACAACGCACACCAAGAAAGGACGUUAAAAACGGUCAGUUAGACCAAAACUCUCCAAUGAAACGGGGCUACAACACUAGCGGGAGUAGCGGCCAUUCCAGUUUAGAGUCCCACAUUUCUGACCGCACGUUAAAGCCUUCGCCUAGUCAUAGCAACGCACACGGAGCCCCCGGCCUUAGCAGAGCACAGUCACUCGUCAAAGUACAGAGCUUACAGAGUUCGCCAAAGAGCCUGCACAAAUUCAGAACAAAACCACCCAUGGUCGGUGGUGAAACGGUAAAAAACGGUAACACAUCACCCAAAAGUUCGCCAAAAAACUGUCCAAGCACACCCAAAAAAACCGCAACCCCGCUGCAUAAAACCUUGGGGACUAAGGUAGAAAACCCGUCAACGACGAUGUUGGCCAGCUCUAAUUCUAACAACUCUAUCACGCUAAAAGUUACCACAAAUACUAUCUCUCAGAACGGUGGUGGUACUAACACCAAAGUUUAUGUACAAAAUUCGCCAGUAAGGUCCGUUAUUACUUUUGAGAAUGGCAAAGUCACCGAGACUUCAAACGGGAGCAAUAUUUACAUCAUCAACGACGAUAGGCAGGUCGUUUCCGUGUCACAGAACGGAGUGCAAAAUAAAACUGCAAAAAACCCGACUGAAACCUCAUUUGAUGUUUGUGUUGAAAAGAAUAAACAGAUGUAUCAGCAAGAGGAACCGAUUAAAGUUCAAGAAAAUAAGUUCAAUAAGAAUUCAAUUAACGACGCGGGUAUGAACAAUAAUCGUAAGCUAUCGUUGCAAAUUGGUGGUGCGACUAACAACAAUAGUUUUGUGUACAAAAAUCAAUUAAAUAAUACGAACGAAGUUGCAUCCAAUCCUGCUUCUCCAGCCAUUCAUAAUAAUAUAAAUAAUUUGGAAACUACUGCAAAUAGUAUUCCUUCGACGCCAACUAAAAGUUACGAUAACAUUAUAGGAUCGUUGGGAAGUUUGAGGUACCAGAAGAACUCGUUGUCUUCAGCCAACAGCGGGAUACAACCGAAUAUAAAUUCAAAUAGCGAGCUGAAAAGCGUCGACUUGCUAAAAAAGGCAGCAGCGUUACAAAUGCUGAACGGACUCCCUAAUGUAAAUAACAGGGUAAGCUCGGAUUCCAUAGCGAAUAUGCUUACGAAAGCUAUCGACCAGAAACCGACAGUGCUGGGGUCCGAGCCGAACUUAGCACUGAAGAACCAAGAGCCUAUAAAGGACAUAAACACGUCACUAGAGAAAUUGAAUUGCUUGGAAAACAAACAGAAGAGGUACAGCCUGAGCCAAGAGAGCAAGAAGGAAAACCAGGAUUUCUAUAAUUUUCCGAGUUUAAGCGAUUUGAGCUUUAAUUUCACUAGUUUAGCAGCGCAAAAGAUAUUGAAAGGCGUCAGUAUCAAUAGCGUCGACACGCUUGUCGAGUUGAACAUGGCUGCCAACAACUCGGAGAAGCAGAACAAUCGUGAUGUCGCCGCUGUGUGCACAGACUUUGGCCUUGUAUAG